CUCCGCUCACUGCUUCAUUUUGCACAGCUGCAGCCCGCUUACUGAGCGGACACGACGAAACCAACCGGGGCUGGAUUGUGAUCCUAAUAGACAGAAUCUCUUUUACAUUGGGAACGUCAACGUUUUUGCAGCCCAUAUACUCUUUUACGAAAUUGAGGACUGAAGAAGAUAGAAUAUAGCACCGGAGUCGUCAGUCUGGUCACUGUUAGCCAUUCAGUAAUCAAGUAGCUAGCUGGCUAGCGGUUAGCCAGCGCGGAGCAAGUUAGCCACUUCUGCGCAGUAACUAGCUAACCAGGGUAUUUGUCAUAUUGUGCACAGAGCUGUUUGAAGACGACACUCACAGUGUUGCAGCCAAGUGCAGCCAGUAGUCUGAACGUGGUCGACGUGCUGGUCGGCUCGUCAGCCCAUUGCAGUGCCUCCUAACAGCGGGCUAGGAUAUGAGAGAGAAUGAGUCAGAGGGACACCCUGGUUCAUCUCUUUGCUGGAGGCUGCGGAGGCACAGUGGGUGCCAUCCUGACAUGCCCGCUGGAGGUGGUGAAGACCAGGCUCCAGUCAUCCUCCGUCACCACCUUCUAUGUGUCUGAGGUGCAGCUCAGCGGCGUCAACGGGGCCAGUGUAGCCCGCGUGUCUCCCCCAGGCCCCCUGCACUGCCUCAAGUUAAUAUUGCAGAAAGAAGGUCCUCGGUCGCUCUUCAGAGGUCUGGGGCCUAACCUUGUGGGCGUGGCUCCCUCUAGAGCCAUAUAUUUUGCGGCCUACUCCCUGGCGAAGGAGAAGCUAAACGGUGUGUUUCAGCCCGACUCCACACAGGUCCACAUGGUGUCGGCAGCCCUAGCAGGGUUCACGGCGAUCACGGCUACCAAUCCCAUCUGGCUUAUCAAGACUCGCUUGCAACUUGAUGCCAGGAACCGUGGUGAGCGUCACAUGAGUGCAUUUGAGUGUGUCCGGCGGGUGUACCAGGCGGACGGGGUCCGGGGAUUCUACAGGGGCAUGUCGGCUUCUUACGCCGGCAUCUCAGAGACUGUGAUCCAUUUUGUGAUUUACGAGAGCAUCAAGCGCAAGUUGCUGGAGGCUAAGGCCCAAGCCAACAUGGACGAGGAGGAGGAGGCAGUUAGGGACGCGUCGGACUUUGUCGGGAUGAUGCUGGCGGCCGCCACGUCCAAAACCUGUGCCACAUCUGUUGCGUAUCCACACGAGGUGAUCCGCACUAGACUUCGAGAAGAGGGCAGCAAGUACCGCUCCUUCUUUCAGACUCUUGGCGUAGUGAUACGCGAGGAGGGCUACCGUGCCCUCUACCGCGGCCUCACCACCCACCUGGUGCGGCAGAUACCCAACACCGCCAUCAUGAUGUCGACCUAUGAACUGGUGGUCUACAUGCUCAACGGUUAACCCAGCCCCCCGGCCAAGGAGGAAGAGAAGGAGAGAGAGAGAGAGAGAGCGCGAGAGAAAUAGAAAGAAAGAAAGAGAGAGAGAGAUAUAUCAGUGGAAAAUGGAGAGGACUAGGAGGGCCCCAGCGAUCCUCCAGGCCACUCGAGGGCGCUGUUGUCUUAAAGAUGAAACGGAGAGAGAGAGAGAGAGAGAGAGUGAUGGAGGGUAGGGAGGGAGAGGGUGAGAAGGGGGAGGAUGGGAAGGAACGAACCAACGAAUGAUUGAGAAAGCAAUGGAGGGAGGAAGGGGUUAGUUCAGUCCUUUAAGUGCACUGCAAGGUGGUUGUUUGUAAUGGAUGGUGUCUUACAGAACCAACCAUUAGCGAUAAUCUCGUUUAGACACUGUUGUCUCUCCGAAAAAUUCCUCUCUCGAAAAUGAGAAAUUUGAGAAGACAAUACGGAGGAGGGGGAUGCUUGAAACUGUAACUCCUGUUUUAUGGGGCAAAACACUCAUGCUUGAUGCCAAUACGCCACCAUUUCAGUUGUUGUAAUUGUUGUUGAUUAUGAUGUCGUUUGUCAUUUGUUUUAAAACUGUCACUUAAGCAAACACAGUGUUAAUUUGUCUGUAUGGGUUUCAUUCAUACAUGGAUUCCUGUACAGUUAGCAUUUGGUUGCUAGAGACAAUGCUGUGUUCAAGCAUGCCCCUCCGCUAGUCAGCUCAGAGCAAAAGACUAACUACGUGUAACCCGCCGACCUUCUGCUUUGCUCUCGGCCAAAUAGUCCCGACCCUUCUAGCCCAACACAACACAAAAAAAAGUCCUUCAUGUAGACUUGUGUUUCUUUCAAGCUGGAUAUCAUUUCAGUGGAGUUUGUUGAGUUGUGCGGUGACGUCCUCAGUAGUCAGCAGUCGCGGAUGACUGCCUUAGGGCAGCUGAGAGCGCCCCCUGUCUGCUCAACUCUGGAAUGCAGUUGUGUUUCUUUCCAGUUGUUGUUUUUUUUUUUUUUUUUCAAAUCUCUACCACCGACAUUAACAUCCAGACCUGUCUCAGGUCUCCUCUGGAAAGGUCACUUACUUGAAACGAGUCAGUGUUGAUGUUUGAAAGACAGCGCCUACAGGUCUUGUUCUAAUGUGUCAGACCCGAGGAGGGGGGAUGGGGGGGGUUACUCAGAUGCAGCCCCCGACACACACACACAUGCACAUUACCAUCUGGAGAGAGGAGCCACUCUCCCCAUCCCCAACUGUGGCUUUUUUUUUUGUGGAUAGUUUUAAUCUUGUAUUAUAAAUAAAUAAAUAUAUAAAUAUAUAUAUAUUAAAAAAGGAAAGAAUAAAAAAAAUAAAAAAAACCAGUAUUACUGUUGGGGCAAAACAGUGUUUUGCUAAGCAGUGUCCAUUGAAGAUAUUGUACAGUUCAGUGUACUUAAUUUUUAGUGAAGGAUAUUCCUAUAUGUGUAUAUAAUAUGCAUAUCAAAUAUCCCUCUUGUCCAUAACCUAGGUCCUAUGAUCAUGCAGUAGGCUGCAGUUUCAAAAGUAUUAUUUGAAUCAACUGCAUUUUGUCAAUGUUGGAAAAAAAAAUGUUUGAAUCUAUCGCAAUAUGGUGUGUUGUGGUCUUGGUCGAUUUUUAUUUUGUUUCUUGUUUGUAUAUUAUUUUUGUUCUUUCUUUCUUUCUGGUACAACAUGCUGGCCUUAGACUCCAUACACAGCCCAAAAUGGAGUCUAUAAUCUUGUGUUUUUUUCUGUUUUGCUUUAUUUUUUUCCCCUCUUGUGGACCUGUGAAAGGUCAGUGUCCUCAUCUCAGCGAUAUGUUUACAUGCAGCCCUGGCUUCCCCUGGUGAAGGAUCACAUAAUCGUCAUAUCAGCUGUGUCACUCAGUUGGUUCGUCUGUGCAAGUCCACCCCAUGGUUUCCCCAUUUGUCCUGUUGCGUCAUUCAGUGUCAAACAGUAGAUUUUUUUUUUUCGUCGUCGUUCUCUAACCUGCUAGCUUGUAGUCCUCCUCAGUAAUGUGAGAAGUUGUGAGAAUCUUCUAUCCGCAAGGCCAUUUUACAACAGUCCUCAAUCAGGGUAGACAUCAUGGUAAAUGUGUCUCUCUCCUUACGCAACUUGCGAGCUGAGAUCGUUAACUCACCUCGGUAUCAUUUGGAUCCAACAUGCAGCUCCCUCCUAAACUGUGAACGCUUGAAUUGAGUGUUUUUUUAUUUUGUCAGCAUCGGCAUACGGUACUCAACUAUCCCCUCAGACUGUAACAGGUGCUAUGGAUUGUGUCUAGGACUUCCCUCAGCUGCUAUUACAUGGCUCUCUGUGGCACUGUAAGGAGCUCUUCAUCCUUCUGAACAGCGUGAUGAUAUGUGACCGCACUCAACAUAACAUUGAGCAUCUGUAUCAGUUCAGGCAUACUGUACAUUGUCAUUCUUUAUGUUUGAACAGAAAGGGGCGCUGGGUCGUCUAAAGCCAACAUCACCACAGUCAGCCAACUGUGGAAUGGCCCACAUACUCUUGACACUUGGCAUAGCUCAAGCAGGUAUGGUGGAGCCCAUAAGGAUGGCUUCUGUGGCUUAUUCCCAAGACAUGGCUAUGUGUCGAGUUAUGAACACGCGCACACACACGCACACACCGCCCAGAUUUGGCAUGCUAACUGCAGGUGUUUAACCUGCCCCAACAUGGCAUUAAGACAGCAGAGGUGAUUGCGGUUUACCCAAAUCCUGGCAACUGAAGUCAACCAGGAGAUGUUUCAAAAACAAUUACUGCUGUUAUUGAAAUCAAAAUGUUAGGAGAGAGAGAGUAAUCAUUAUUCAAAAAUGUUGGCCAUUGAUUGGUGGAAUAUUUGGACAACUUUAUAAGUUUUCAGAAAGUGUUGAACUAUUUGUUUUGAAUACAUUAUCAUGCUAGCUAUCAACACGUAUAUCGUUAUGGUACAAUAUGUAUCCUUAACAUGCCCCCUAUUAAAUUACAAAAGGGUUUGGUGUUAAGGACCUGUACGUAAUUAGCUGUACGUUAUUUUGUCCACACACCCUUGUUUACAAAAUCAAGUAGUCAAAAUGUCAACUCUUAAAUUUGUUCCUCAUAAGCGAAAAAAAAAGAAGUAUAAAACAAAACAAAAAGACAUUAUGCAGGCAAGGGAGCUCAGUUUCUAAAAUAAGCAAGGUGGGACACUACGUUUACCACGUUAGUCAACAUGUGGCCCUUAUCCUAGUAGGCUAGGCCUAUUUGUGACAACGUGGUUAUAUACCGCUGGCUAAAUAAUAUUUAAAAAGUAAUUUGCGCUCUACCAUGUCAAGACAGACUGGUGUUUUGGUAGAGCUUUUAAUUGAGAGCUAGCUGGGGCAGAAUGGCAACAUACCUGAUCUUGGGGGCUGAUGACCUGUGUCACUUUUUGACAUUCGCUCACUUAGCCUGCAUAUGUCAUUGUCAGCGGAUCGUGUUUUACAAAACGCAGAUUUAAAGUUUUAAAAGUGACAUUUUCUAACGUGAGAUUGGAAGUUAUUAUUAUCUUGAUAGGCUUGGCAACUAAUGUGAUAUGAUUUCAUACAAGACUGUAUUUUCAACGUUUCUGAAUGAGUCAAGUUGACGUAACGACAAAGCAUGGCUGAAUAUUCCAAUUAUAUUGUCUCGCGCUCGAACAUCGUGCACGCUGGCCCUGACCAGAGCCCAGGAGGAGACGCAGGCUGCGUAGGGAGCUCUUGUGUGUUUUUGCGUCUCAUUUCACCUUUCUUGAAAUCGGUUGUCGGUGAUGAAAUCCUCUCUAGGCAGGUUAUGGUGUCCUGAGCACCAGAUCACUCAACACUAAUGCAUUGAAAAUUUAUGUUGAAUGUUUUUUUUUUCCCCCUCUAUUAAGUUCUGGUUUUGUUUUGUUUUGGCUUUUUUACACCUUCAAAUGUGGCCUAUUCUUAGCUGGCUAUGUGUUAUACCUCUUUUUGUACAAAAUAAGUAAAUAAACUAAAUAAAAAAAAAUACUAAAAA
This is a messenger RNA of Clupea harengus (Atlantic herring), 5319 nucleotides long. It is a transcript of the gene slc25a36a, whose product is annotated as solute carrier family 25 member 36a. Gene Ontology annotation, cellular component: mitochondrion. Gene Ontology annotation, molecular function: pyrimidine nucleotide transmembrane transporter activity. NCBI's taxonomy places the organism in Eukaryota, Metazoa, Chordata, Actinopteri, Clupeiformes, Clupeidae. Gene Ontology annotation, biological process: pyrimidine nucleotide import into mitochondrion. The record is from RefSeq and is a predicted model, not a curated record.